Exophiala viscosa is the source of this 1892-nucleotide messenger RNA. Its product is annotated as retrograde regulation protein 2. The transcript is spliced from 8 exons. Bases 259 to 1785 code for a protein of 508 amino acids. The record is from RefSeq and is a predicted model, not a curated record. Gene Ontology annotation, biological process: transmembrane transport. NCBI's taxonomy places the organism in Eukaryota, Fungi, Ascomycota, Eurotiomycetes, Chaetothyriales, Herpotrichiellaceae. Gene Ontology annotation, molecular function: transmembrane transporter activity. Gene Ontology annotation, cellular component: membrane.
CGCGCCGAUGGCGGAGUUUCAUUCCGUCUCCAUGCCUGUUGUACACAAUACACGACUUUGGAUCCCAUCGGGCUUGGCCACCGAUGAAAUUUGGACGGCACUGCAGAAUCUCGCCCCAGACAGUCCGUUGAUGCAAAUUCAUGGACACCCCGCAUUUUGACAGUCCGAGGGUCGUCGCUACAAAAGGACCCAUGCCCCCAGCUUCCAGACUUUCUGCUCAAAGCAAAUUCCUUGCAAAGCUCCGAAACACCGGAAACUAUGGAGAAGCAAGUUGUGGCAGAGAAGGACCAACGUCAGGAACCCGGGGAUUUGCUCCAUCUCGAGAAAUCCGGAUUAGGCGACCACGCCGGUCUCGAUGACUCCAAUCUCCCUCGAUACGAUGACAAGGAAACGAAGCGUAUUCUGCGCAAGGUCGACUAUCGGCUUCUUCCAAUGCUGACCUUGUUGUAUGUCCUCGCAUUCUUGGAUCGUGGGAACAUUGGCAAUGCAAAAGUUGCUGGCAUGAACAAAGAGCUCAAACUCACGGGCACCCAAUACAACAUCGCCUUGACGGUCUUCUUCUUUCCCUACAGUAUCUUUGAAGUGCCCAGCAACAUUGUUCUCAAACUCAUGCGGCCAUCUCUGUGGAUCACCAUUCUCAUGCUGAGCUGGGGCGUGGUUAUGACUCUUCAAGGGAUCGUCCAAAACUACCACGGCCUCAUCAUCACCAGAACACUCCUGGGGUUGACUGAAUCAGGUUUCUUCCCUGCCGCAACCUAUCUGUUGACAACAUGGUACUGUCGGUUCGAAGUGCAAACUCGCUUGUCAAUUUUCUUUUCUGCAGCGUCCAUGGCCGGCGCAUUCUCCGGCCUCCUCGCCUUUGCCAUUGAGAAGAUGGAUGGCGUCGCAGGCCUUGGGGGCUGGCGUUGGAUCUUCAUCCUGGAAGGCAUAUUCACUGUUGUCAUCGGUAUCUCGCUGCAUUGGACACUCCCUGACUCUCCAGAAUCGGCAAGCUUCUUGACACCUGGCGAGAGCGAGUUUAUCAUACGCCGCCUCAGGCAAGAUGCAGGCACAUCAGCUGGUCAAGUUCGCACAAACGACGGCUUCCAAUGGCGUUAUCUCCGUGCCGCCCUCAGCGACUGGAAGAUCUAUUUUGCCGUCAUCAUUUACUGGGGUAAUUCCAUCUGCCUGUAUGGUUUUACGUACUCCGCACCCACCAUCAUUCUCGGCCUUGGUUACACCGCUGCAGACGCGCAACUACUUACUAUCCCUAUCUACGUUGUCGGUGUAUGCAGUACGAUCUUCUUCUCUGUGCUUGCGGAUCGACAUCAAACUCGUUGGCCUUUCAUCGUUAUUCCGUUCAGUAUUGCCCUUGUUGGGUUCAUCGGCUUGCUGUCGAUCCCGCAUCCGAAAUUGCCAGGACUUACAUAUGCCUUUUUGUUCACCAUCCCUGGCGGUGUCUACCCGCCACUUAUUGGUUGUCUGUCAUGGGUCGCCAAUAAUCUUGCACCAACCUGGAAGAGAGCGGUCGGUAUGGCGGUGCUCAUCAGCAUUGGGAAUAUGGGCGGCGCGAUUGGCUCCAAUAUCUUCCUUGCUCAACAGGAGCCGCAUUAUUGGCUCGGUUACGGUCUUGCACUGGGUAUGGUUUUAGCGGCUAUCAUCGCUACCUUCGUUCUCCGGAUUGCGUAUGGUAGACUCAACAAGAAAAGAGAUCAAAUGAGUGAGGAGGAGAUUCGUGCCAAGUAUACAGAGGAGGAACUACUCGAUCUCGGCGACAAAUCACCCCUGUAUCGAUACGUACUUUGACCACAGGAUACUUCGCUCAAAGUUCGGUCUUCCCGCCAGUAGCCUUUGUUGAGGGCAACUCAGCUUCCUCAGAGAUGUCUGGCUCAUUACCUUGAAGCAAUUCAACG